AUGAAGGAACGAGCCGUACGUAGCACUUUCCCGGAGUCCGAGGACGCGUACAUCGUAUAUACGAGUCCACCUUUACGCGACCAACACUCGCAGGCCCUGAUAGCAGAUUCGAUAGCUGCCUCCUUCUCUUCUUCCACUUCUGGACAGACAAAAAGAUAUCGUCAAAAUUACAAAACUGGCAGCGGCAUUGUCGUGCCCGAUCAACCAGCCAUACUUGCGGAUAGUCAGGAUACGUCCGGGCGACAUUUGCUACAAGCAGAAUACACAAAACACAACGAACGGGAC
Molecule: messenger RNA, 285 nt
Organism: Heterotrigona itama
Lineage: Eukaryota; Metazoa; Arthropoda; Insecta; Hymenoptera; Apidae
Source: the annotation of a GenBank genome assembly